AAAAUUCCACCAACUGCUGGUGUGCAGCUUACCAGUAAGAAUUGGGAAUGGGAACACAAACAGAUCAAACCUUAUUAUUUGAUUGUGUUUUACAUCACAGUCAGUGGUGCUGAAAACAGAUGGCAUUUUAAUUUUAUUUGACAGCAGCGCGAGCAGUGUUCUUGCGCAGGCGCAGUGGGGGCGGGGCAGCCUUGUGUGUGCUGAGGAGUUUGUCAUGCAUGGGAGAAAUAGGGAGAUCCCGUAAAAAAAGACUGCUGAAGAAGAGGAAGUGAAAGAGGACAUCGGUAAAAUCAUAACAGCAUUGAAGAUUUUACUGGAAAAACAACAGCAACAACUUUUACGAGAUUUCUUCACCACGAAUGGCUUGGUCCAACUUGAGAAGAUAGUAGGUGUGUAAUGCGGAGUGGGGAGUAAUCCAAAGAUGCCCAUCACUUUAACCCCAAAAAAUCAAAUGUUCCAGCUGAGAAGAUGAUUAACUUGACUUCAGUGCAUUGUGGGCCGGCAUGACCGUCCACACUGUUUAAGGGGUCCUAGGGAACUCGAAUGCUGCACAUGAGCAGCAGUGUAAGUUGGACUGUAAGUCUUGAGCAGAUUCAGUCCUCAAGGCUUAUGUCUUUCCUGCAGAGAAUGGUGCCAACAGGAUUUGUCAGAAUGCAAGAGGAGAGAUUGUUGAUGGCUGAGGUCACCUUGCAGGAUGGGCUGCAGACUUGCUUCAGGUCUGAACCACCUCACUCGGAGAGUCGCCGCCAUUCUGAGCGGGGGCAGAGGUCACCGGGAUACUCUGAAGACAGGGACUGUUGCUUUUCAGAGACUGACGCCAUGUUGCCACAGGAAACGUUCUCUGAAGAAGAAGAAGAAGAAGAAGAAGAGGAGGAGGAGGAGGAAGAAGAAGAGAAGAAGGAAGAGGACUCAACCACCAGAAAUAUGCCAAAGGAGUCACCCCUGGCCAUGGCACUCCAGAUCUUGCUGCCUUUCCUCUUGGCAGGGUUUGGCACAGUGUCAGCUGGCAUGGUGUUGGAUAUAGUUCAGCACUGGGAGGCCUUUACGAACAUCACUGACAUCUUCAUCUUGGUUCCAGCUCUUCUAGGCCUGAAAGGUAACCUUGAAAUGACCUUGGCGUCCAGGCUGUCCACUGCUGUAAAUGUAGGAAAAAUGGACUCUCCUAUUGAGAAGUGGAAACUGAUUAUUGGAAAUCUGGCACUCAAGCAGGUUCAGGCGACUGUGGUGGGGUUCCUGGCUGCAGUGGCGGCAGUCAUCCUUGGCUGGAUUCCAGAAGGGAAGUUCCAGAUGGACUAUGCUGUGCUUCUGUGUUCCAGCAGUGUGGCCACAGCCUUCAUCGCUUCUCUCCUGCAAGGUACUAUUAUGGUCGGUGUUAUUGUCGGCUCAAAGAAGACAGGUAUAAACCCAGACAAUGUUGCUACUCCCAUUGCAGCCAGUUUUGGGGAUCUCAUCACUCUUGCCAUAUUGGCGUGGAUCAGCCAGGGUCUUUACUACUGUCUUGGGCCACACCCUUAUGUUUCUUCUUUAGUGUGUGCCUUCUUCCUUGCCUUGACUCCCCUGUGGAUCGUAAUCUCUUCAAAGCACCCAGCCAGUCGGACCCUGCUAUACUCUGGGUGGGAGCCUGUCAUCACCGCCAUGAUCAUUAGCAGUAUUGGGGGACUUAUUCUGGACAAAACUGUGUCUGAUCCAAACUUGGCCGGCAUUGUUGUUUAUACUCCAGUAAUUAAUGGUAUCGGUGGUAAUUUAGUGGCUAUCCAAGCUAGUCGAAUAUCUACCCACCUCCAUUUCCACAGCAUUCCAGGGGAAGUUCCAGAGGAGUCAAAGGGCUGCUAUUACCCCUGUAGGACCUUCUGUGGUGCAGAUGCUAAUCACCGGUCAGCUCAGGUGUUGCUCCUAUUGGUCAUCCCUGGUCACCUGAUCUUUCUGUACACUAUUCACCUGAUGAAGAGCGGCCACACCACCCUCACCCCCAUCUUCAUGGCGGUCUACUUGGCUGCAGCGCUUCUGCAGGUGUUGAUGCUCCUGUGUAUUGCAGACUGGAUGGUUCACCGCAUGUGGAGGAACGGGAAGGAUCCUGACAGCUUCUCCAUCCCCUACCUGACUGCUCUGGGGGACCUCCUGGGAACUGCCCUGCUGGCAAUAAGCUUCCAUUUCCUGUGGGUCAUUGGGGAUCAGGACAGCGAUGUUGGGGACUGAACACCUGCCUAUGUGCCUGCCUAGCUGCCUGCCUGCCUGCCUGUCUGUCUUCUGAGAUUGGUUACCUGCCUCUACCACCCGUCUGUUAAUCUGCCUGUUCUUAAACCAAAUUCUCAGUCACUGGACCCUGUAACUGGUGGCUGUCCCUUUUACAGCAAGUGUACUAGGAGUCUUAACUGACUGACUAAUUACCCCCUAUGCAGAGUUCCCUGCGGUGCCAACAUGGAUACACACCAGCUGUGCGUUGCUGGCAAAAUCUAGAUAGAGGAUACAUGAAGGUUAUCAGCGGGAUGUCCACAAUUAUCUCUCUGAGUUAGUUAGGCCUUGGAAGUAACUAGGAUAUUAGAGUGAAGACCUUCACAUAUUUUAUUUCUAUGCAAGUUCAAUUGGAACAAUUCGGAGAUGAGCUUUAAAAAGUGACAGGCAUGCUGCACUUCUAUACUUUCUUUAUCUGUUCUUGCAAGAUUCGAUUCUAUUCAAAAGUAGCUCCAGCUGUGAGCCUAAGCAUCGUGUAUCAUCUACAAUUUCAGUAUGCAUACCCUGCUGCCAGUGCCUAGUCUAACUGAGUUGCUCAGAGACCAAGCAGUCAACUCUGCCAUGCAGCUUUAAUGCCUCUGCUCCAUUGAUGUCUGUCUAUUCACAUGUGGCUCAGUGUGCUUAGUCAUUACAGGGUUCUACGCCUGUCAGGCAGGAGCUUUAGAUUGUAUCAGUCACUUAAAUCUGGCUGAAAAGCUUUACUUUUUUUUAAGUAGUUUGAAAUCUUUUUUUCCUUUUCUACUGCUGAAACAAAAUCUCAUGGUUCCCUGAAGGAAACUGUACAAAACAUGCCUGUCUGGCGGUAUCAUUAUCACUCGGUAGGUAGCGGCUGACGCAUCAGUUCACAUUCUCUGGCAUUUUUGGUCAAAUAACUGCAAAGUGGAACUUAUAUGCAGUUUGACUGUAACAUAAUUUAAGCCAUCAGUGCAAUUAUAUCAAGUUGUCUUGGUAAAUGGUAGACAUAGAACUCAAGUUUCAUAUAUGGAAUUAUUUAACCCCUCUGAGCAGUAUAUAGUACCUGUUAGAGCAAGAAGCUGUUAACUCCUAUUACAGUCAAAGGUGUUGUAAGGUGGUUAGAAUUGUCUCAGUAGGGCAAGUCACAGGGUUGUGACCCCCAGAAAUGCACCAGCUUUGGAAUACCUUCCAUUUAUAUGAAUACUGAGCUCUGGUGCUAGGUGCCCUAGCAGAGUGUAGUGUCUCUACCACUGCGUCUGGCAGACCUCGUCUGGAUAGACGGCUCUGUUCAACGGCCAAACGCAGAGUUGGAGCUGGGCCAGGUUCGGGUGCCACAAUAACCCCCCUGCUUGGCUCAGGAGUUCCUUGCAGAACAGGAGCUGCCAGGGUUGGCCCCACAACAUGUGGAGAGGAGAGCAAACCUGGGGCACCUCGGCCAUCUGGGUGCGACCAGCAAAACCUGGGCUCUCUCCACCCUAAUC
Polyodon spathula (Mississippi paddlefish) is the source of this 3668-nucleotide messenger RNA. RefSeq names its product solute carrier family 41 member 2-like. Gene Ontology annotation, biological process: monoatomic cation transport. Lineage: Eukaryota; Metazoa; Chordata; Actinopteri; Acipenseriformes; Polyodontidae. Gene Ontology annotation, cellular component: plasma membrane. Bases 544 to 2196 code for a protein of 550 amino acids. The transcript has 11 exons. Gene Ontology annotation, molecular function: monoatomic cation transmembrane transporter activity. The record is from RefSeq and is a predicted model, not a curated record.